AUGGAUGAUGCUAAGCCUGAAAAGGAACUGUGCAAUCCAUGCUCCCUUACCACCAAGAAUUUGAAGAAAGCAGCCUUGAGAAAGAGGAAAGUAUCCACAGCUCCAGCAAAACCUAAAGCCCCCUUUUCAGCUUGUCGAUCGGAGAAAUUGAUUGCAACUGUUAAAGCAUCAAGACUAGCAUACAAGCAACUGGAAGAUCAAUUGGAACAGCUCAAAGCCCAUAUUAAGAAACAUGGAGUGGGUGUUAGUGAUUCUUUGGAAAGGAUAUUCUAAAGAUAAUAAAGCCACACCCCACAUGAACUUUUCUGGGAGCAGCAAAUGAAGCUUUUGCAAGCAGAGAAAAUGGGACGGAGAUAUCACCCCCAAAUAAUUCGUUUUGCUUUGUCUUUGCAUGGAAAGUCACCAGCUGCCUAUAAUGAAUUAAGAGACAGUGGAGCUCUUAUUCUCCCAAGUGAACGAGUAAUCAGGGACUAAAAACUAUUUUAAAGCAAAGGCUGGUAUAAAUAUAGACAAUAUUGAAUCCCUAAGAGAAAAAGCUUCAUCAUUAUCACAAGUUCAACGGUAUGUGGUAAUAGUGAUAGAUGAAAGGAAAAUCCAAUCGAAUCUUGUGUUUGACAAGUACUUGGGUGACCUGAUCGGAUUUGUGGAUCUUGGAGAUCCAGUGACGAAUUAUGCUAGUCUGGGCGAGGAAGAUGUCAUGGCAACUCAUGCACUAGCAUUCUUGGUAAGAGGAAUGUGCAGUGACUUCAGGCAUGUCAUUGCAUAUUAUUUUACUGAGAAUGUAACAUCCUACCAGUUGAUGUCAAUCUUCUGGAAAGUGGUUGGUGCGCUUGAGUUGUUGUUGAAGCUUCCAGUAUGUGCAACCGUCAACGAUGGAGCUUCACCUAAUUGCAAGUUCUUCGACCUGCCAGUCGACCUUCGACCUACCAAUUUCCAGUUGGUACGUGACCUCAAUUGUGAUGUGGUGCAUAAGGUUCCAAACCUUAUUGCUGUACAACGGUUUAUCUUCUUCUUUGCUGAUUCCUGCCAUUUGAUCAAGACUGCUCGCAAUUGCUUGUACAACUCUGGCUCAGGAUCCUGCAGUCGUCUUAUGUGGAACAAUGGCAAUUACUUGAUGUUCAAGCACAUUGCAGACCUGUUCUACAGUUAUCAAGAGUUUGCUCUGCAUACUUUACCAAAGUUAUCACUGGACCACAUUGUUCUUACUUCGUACAGUAAAAUGAAGGUAUGUCUAUGUAACUUUAUUUCAGGAAGUUCUAAAAAAAACGUUGGAUAUUUGUUCACCUGACAAGGGGGAUGCAAAUUUCCCAGGGGGUAAUCUGUUCGCCACCAUUAGGGACUUCAAUAUGACUGAGAACAUUUAGGUCAUAAAUUUAACGGAAACAGUACUUGCGAUGAUCAGUGCCAUUGUUUUUCUUUGUAUAGCUUGUAAGUCUUAUGUAAUGUUGUUUCAUGUUGAAAAAAGUCUCAGGGGGGUGGAAGAAAAAUCAGGGGUGUGCACCCCCAGAAAAUUUGUCUAUGAAAAACCACCUAACUUUUUUCAGGAUGUCAAAUAUUAGUAGAAUCUAUUUGCAAAUUUCUCUUGUUAACCCAUUUAGUGGCAGCACUCUCCCCUGAUGAGUAAAUUUGUCUGGCAUUAGACAGAGUAAACUAAUAAAGUAGGGCGCAUUGCCCCUUGAAGGGUUAACCCAUUAACAAACAAUGCACCCUUCUUCACUCUUUUACUUUUUCUAAUCCUGAAAGAUUUUACUUGUCCAUAAGAGAAUCUUGCCAGUUAUUGGGUUAAUAUAUGUUACUGUAUGUUAAAGGUCAAGCUGGCUACACAAGUCCUGAGCAAGUCUGUGGCAAUAGCACUGGAAGAAUCCGAGAAUGAUGAGGUUCUUGGUACUGCUAAAUUCUGCUGGAUGAUCAAUGAUUUCUUUGAUUGUACGAAUGUAAGGUCUUUGACCAAGCAUGAGAAAAAAGAAACCCACUCAUCAAACCAUACCACAUACCAAGAUGAUGAAAGAUUUUCCUGGCUAAAGGAUGUUUUCCUCAAUUAUCUCGAGACAUGGAAGCAGAGUACCAUUACAUGA
This is a messenger RNA of Paramuricea clavata, 2075 nucleotides long. The record is from the annotation of a GenBank genome assembly. NCBI's taxonomy places the organism in Eukaryota, Metazoa, Cnidaria, Anthozoa, Malacalcyonacea, Plexauridae.